Syngnathus typhle (broad-nosed pipefish) is the source of this 2065-nucleotide messenger RNA. RefSeq lists its product as uncharacterized. The record is from RefSeq and is a predicted model, not a curated record. The transcript has 4 exons. Lineage: Eukaryota; Metazoa; Chordata; Actinopteri; Syngnathiformes; Syngnathidae. The coding region runs from base 440 to 2065 and encodes 541 amino acids.
UAGGUUGGUGUUAUGUAUUGACUUGGAAGUGUUGUUUCUCGUUUGCAUAUUGCAUUGUUUGGUAUGCUCUACUUUUUGUUGCCCUUCUCCGUGCGGUGUGGAGGUGUGAUUGGUCAGCGGAUGAAUAUCAUUGUGAUGAGGCUUGUUCAGGAAAUAAAAACACGCUAACAAAAGUAACGUGAAUCUGUGCUCUUUACAAAGGUUAUGUAAGAGAAUAAACAUAACAAAAUUGGCGACGAGACUUAAAAAGGACCCUACAAAUGCGGAGGUGGACCGGACACAAGUGAAUAGUGCUUCAUGGACUUGGUUGUGUGGACGUUAGUUUCGUCUGCUCGCCCCGGAUUCUGCUCUGAUCAAGCUAGCCGGAGGUGAGGACGGGUGUCGCUCAGGACCAAGGUAAAAGUGAACGGACGCCAAGAAAAGUGAAAAAAAAAAAAAAAUGUCCGGAAUCUUGGGAAAUAUGGACGUAUUUGACAGUUCGGUAGAAGACUGGACAACUUAUGUGGAAAGAGUUGAGCAGUACUGCCUAGCUAAUGAGAUACAGGACGAAAGAAAAGUAGCUGUCCUACUCAGUGUCAUGGGCGCCAAAAUGUAUAACUUACUCCGCAGCCUGGUCGCCCCAGCUAAACCGGCAGACAAAACAUUUGAUGAAAUAAUGCAGAUAAUGAAAAGUCAUCUAAACCCAGCACCAUUGGUGAUUGCUGAGCGCUUUAGAUUUCACAAGAGGAACCAGUCAAGGACGGUGACGGUGUCAGAGUACAUCGCAGAACUGAGGAAACUGGCCGAACACUGUCAGUUCAGAGACGGACUUUCAGAUGCUCUGAGGGACAGGUUCGUGUGCGGGCUGCACAACGAGAGCAUUCAGAAACGGCUUUUGACGGAGGACAAACUCACCUUGCAACGAGCAGUGGAAAUAGCUGUUUCAGCGGAGACAGCAGCAAGGGAUGCGACGGAGCUUCAAGCAAAUGGUGAGCACUUCACAAAGAUUGACCUCGCACAAGCAUAUCUACAGAUGGAAAUGGAUGAAAGUUCACGCAAGUACCUCACCAUAAAUACUCACAAAGGACUAUACCAAUACAACCGGCUUGUAUUUGGUAUUACAAGUGCCCCUGCGAUAUGGCAACGUGCAAUGGACCAAGUGCUACAAGGAAUCCCAGGUACUCAAUGUUACUUGGAUGAUAUUAUUGUUACUGGUUGGGACAAAGAUUCACACUUGCAAAACUUGAAUGCAGUUCUAACAAAACUGGAAGAAUAUGGUCUAAAAGCAAACAAAAAGAAAUGUGAGUUUUUCAAGGAGUCCAUUGAGUAUUGUGGACACAAAAUAGACAAGCACGGACUUCACAAAACGCAAGACAAAAUUGAAGCUGUAGUAAAAUCUCCACAACCAGAAAAUGUCAGCCAGUUACGCUCAUUUCUUGGCCUUGUUAACUAUUAUCACAAGUUUUUGCCAAACCUUUCCACUGUGCUGCACCCACUGAAUGCACUGCUGCACCAAAAUGCAAAGUGGGCCUGGAAUAAAGACUGUGAACGGGCAUUUACAAAGGCAAAGGAACUCAUUAUUUCAGACAAGGUGCUCACACACUUUGAUCCAAAGCUUCCCCUAUGUCUAGCCUGUGACGCUUCGCCUUAUGGCAUUGGUGCAGUUCUAUCUCACAAAAUGACUGAUGGCUCUGAACGCCCCAUUGCCUUUGCAUCACGCUCUUCAUCACCAGCAGAGCGUAAUUAUGCACAGAUUGACAGAGAAGCUUUAAGCUUUUCUGUGGAUACAGAGACCGAUGCCAUUCAACUGUGCAAGGAGUUGAAAGCUAUGUGUGCAGCAGGAGGUUUCAAUCUCACCAAGUGGUCCAGUAACAGCCGAAACGUCUUGGUCCACAUUCCUGAAUGUGAAAGGGCUAAGGGAGUGAAGGACUUGGACCUAGACCUGGACGACCUGCCACUAGAAAGGACCCUUGGUGUGCACUGGAGUGCAGAAGAUGAUGUCUUCAAAUUCCACGUGGCUCUCAAAGAGCAACCAUGCACCAGGCGAGGCAUCCUGUCCACGGCGGAACUUUGCAUGUGCAGGUGA